GUCAAUAAUGAAAUUGAAAAUGAAUGUUUGUUUACCAAAAACCGAGGAGAUGAUUUGUAGAAAUUGUCAACUUUACAAACAGAUAUUAACUGCUAAAGGAUCGUUGUGACUGGGUGCAAUUCUUCGUGAAAAAAUGGUGACCGUUAUAAAUAAUCAAACCAUCUUGGAAGAGCAUUAUGAUGAAGAUUUUCAGCCAUCCGAGGAAGAAAUCUUGGAAUAUGCAAGAGCUAUUGACAUCGAUCCCGAAAAAGAAAAAGAGUUACUGUGGAUUGCAAAAGAAGGCAUUGUGGCUCCUCUGCCUCCGGACUGGAAACCAUGUCAAGACCCCAAUGGUGAAAUUUACUACUUUAACUUUGCAACUGGAGAGAGUAUCUGGGAUCAUCCUUGCGACGAAUAUUACCGAAGGCUGGUGGCGGAAGAGAGGAAGAAAAAUGAGUCAAGUGGUGGGACUACUGCAAAGAAAGUUGUUGUUGAGAAGAGGAAUUCCAAGAAGAAGAAAGACAAGAAAACCAAGUCUUUAAAUUUCCCUGAUAAGACGAACAAAGGUCCUGGGUCUUCUCUUGGUCCGCUGAAGACAGAAACUCUGGCACCGUUACGAGGGCAACCAGGUUUAGGUGGAUCUUUACCUUCUCCUGUUGGCGCGCUUAAGCCACUAAAUGGUUCGUUAGGAACAACUUUGGGUGAUACUAAAGGAAAUCAAUCCUCAAAUAACAAGUCACUUGGAAGUCUUAAACCGCUUUCGUCUUCAAAUGAUUUUGAAAGAACAUCAACGAGCACUAACAACAUGACAUUGAGUACUGGUGCUGGGGAGAAAAUCAAUCUCAUGAUGGAUUUUCCAGAUGACGAUAGUCAGGAAUCACCAAGAUUGGAUGUACAUCUGGACACAAAUGAUCUUGAGGAACUGGGUUAUAAAAAAACGGCCAGGUUUAACUUGGAUUCGUAUGAUCUCAAAAAUCUAAAUUACGAGGACCCAAAUGAAUCUAGCGACGAAGAUGACUCCAAAAUCUUGAACCCUUCUUCAAGUAAUCACGAGGACAGCGAUGACGAUGGCGAAGUCGACUUUGGUAUUAAUCUGGCAUUAUCUGAUCGCUUGGAAAAGAUGAGUGCUGAUUUCUUGAUGCCAGCGAGGAUCGAUAACAAGGAUAAUAAGGAUAACGACUUUUUUCGUAACAGCGAUUCAAGCAUGGAAGCUUUAAGACAACUGAAUCUGAAAGAGAAAAAAGGUGUAAAGAAUGACAUUGAAGAUGAAAAUAAACUGGACACUAAGAAGAAAACGAAACUGCCGGAAGCGAGACCUACGAAAAAGCUGAAUAUUCCUGACGAGAGUGUUCAGAGCGAGGACGAGUCAUUAGAUAAAAGUUUACGUACAGAAAAGAAGGAGGUCAUUGGAAAACUGAGAGUGGAUUUGGAAAAAGAGCAAGAGAGGGAAGAGAAGAACAUUCGAGAUGAAUACGCGAUAAAAAUGAAAGAACUUCAGUUGAAAAUACGCGACGAACAUUUAGAGGAAGAAGCACGUCUUCAGGAAGGAAUGGAGGACGCUAUCAGAAAAAUGAAGGUGGAAAUUAGUCGACAGCAGAAAGAGGAGGAAAAGAAAUUGGAGAAGAAAAAAAUCGACGACCUCGAAGAAUAUAGAACAAUGUUAAACAAUGAAAGAAGAAAAGAAGAAGAUGAUAUGAAAGAACAAAGUGAAAACGAGAUGAACAAACUCAAAGAGAAAUAUAAGUCGCAAGAAGCGGCCGAGAAAAGGAUUUUGGAAAAAGAACAUAAACAGAAAAUCGAAGAAUUGCGAGAAAAGCUGGAAAAGGAGAAGGAUUGUACGCUCGAAGAAAUGCAACAACAACAUCAGUAUGAAAUACAACAAGUGAAGUCGGAGAUUGAAGAACAGCACGAAAAGGCAAUUCAGGAGUUAAAAGAUGAACUCGAGCGAAAUCAUGAAAACGAGGCGGAAAACAUAAAGAAUGAAAUAAAAACCAACCAAGGAAACCAACAGCUUAAAGAUAUUCAGAGAGAUCUCGAGAGUGAAAUUGAACUAGCUCGAGGAAAGCAUGAAAAAGAUCUUGCCUUGUUGAAAACAGAGCACGAGUCGAGAAUAUACAAGGCGAAGCAAGAGUUCAAAGAAAUGGAAAUGAAACAACAGUUUGAACUGAGCGAGCGACUUGAGAGGGAAAAGAAAAAUUUAGAAGAUCUCAAUGAACUUGAAAUUGAAAAAGUGAAAGAAGAAUUUGAACAAUGUCGUUCAACGCAGAUUGCUGAAAAUGAGAGACUGGAGAAGCAAAUUGCAAUUCGCAGAGAAGAAAUUCAAAAGGAAUUAUCAGGCGUAGACUUGGAAAGACAGCAACUCAGUAUCGAAUCUGAAAACGGCGAGGCUCUAAGACUUCAAAACCAGAAGCUUAAAGGAAAAAUUACAGAGCAAAAUGAGAAUUUAGAAAAGUUGAGAAGAAUCAAGGAAGAAUUACAAGAAGAAAUUGAUAUACUUAAUGAAGCGAAGGGAAAGUUGCAGCGUGAUACGAGUGAUUUGGAAAGGCUCCUAUCUUCAUUAAAACAUCAAACAGAAGUCCAGUCUAAAGUACAACCUAAAAGAGCGAAAAAUGACACAGAAAGAAUGUCGAAAAGCUCAGGUGGUUUGUCGUCUGAUGGUGAAAAUGAAGAAGUUGAAGAUAAGAGGCUUCAACUGGAAGAAUUGAAUGAUAAAACGUUAACACCAGGAAUUAAAGAACCAAUAUUGGCCUCCACAGCCCAAAAUGGCGUAGUGUCUCCUGCAGAAGAUGAAAAGCAUUUGUCUACUAACAGAAAGCCUCCAGAAGCGUGGCCCGAAAGAGAUGUUGCAGAUACAGCAUUAGAGAUGGAAUUUCUUAAAAGUCAGAAGAAAGUAAAUCGCGAGCAAUCAAAACCGAAAACGGAAUCUUUGUGGAAACGAUUUGAAGACGAAGAGAAUGCUAUAGUCAGAGCAAAGGCAUUUUUGAAGAAUAGAUCCAGCACGUUGCACGAGAAAAAGGGUUAUCUUGAAACCGCUAGUAACACUGUCAGGAGUAGAGGAAGUAAUAAGUUAUCACGUGAUCUCGAGGCAUCAAUGUUGGAUGAUAUGAAACAUAAACUAGACCAGGAAGAAGAAGAGAUAACGGAAGCCUUAUAUCACAUGAGCGCCGGGGAAAAUCUUCUCCGUCAGAAGGAGGAGCGAUUGAAGAUGUUGGAGAAUACGUUUGCUAAUGAUUUAUCCAGCACGUCUACCGACAGUGACUCAGAACUUAGACGAUAUGAAAGUAGACAACCUGUAUAUCAUGAAAGAAACGUCCGGAGACGAGGUUCUCGACGAGAUUACCACGAUAGGCGACGAGAUCAUCAAGACAGAGGACGAGAAAGAGCAUUAAAAGAUCAUCAUAAUGGGCAUAAUAGAAGAGAACGUCGUUCUCACGAGCCGGAGAGUUACAAUUCCGAAACAAAUGAACAUCUAAUGUCUUCAAUAAAAGAUAUAAAUAACGAACUCUCCCGCAUUUGGUCUUACAUGACGAGUAUUUACCAAAGAGCUGAACCCAGCGAUGCGAGACCAAGCGACCUACGAAAAACUACAGCGAGAAAUAGAACUGAACCUGCGGAGGUUGCGAUGGAAAAGAAAUGGAUGAAUUACUUCGGAAAUAACUCCGGCCUCAACUCUCGAUCAACAACACCUCGUGGUCCUUCUGAUCUUGCAUACGCAUCUCUAAGGGAUCAUAUUUAUCCUCAUCGCCAGGAACCACGAGCUGAGGAAAAGGCGGGAAGUCAUAAUGAAUGGUUGAGAAAAUUUCAUUCAGAAAUACAUCUUACUUCCAGACCUGAAAAUCAGAAUUCAACUUCAAAAUACAGAAGAUUUGACCCUAUGGAAAUAUUUUCUGACUCCAGGCCACAAAGUCGGUUAAGUGCAUCAUCUUGGCCUAAAAAGUUUACCUUGGACGAUAUGGGUGAAGUAAAGUAUUUUUAAGAAAAUAUUUAUGAAUAAUGUGUAGAUAUUUGACAUUUUUAACGGAAACAUUUUAU
Dendronephthya gigantea is the source of this 4011-nucleotide messenger RNA. Its product is annotated as centrosomal protein of 164 kDa-like. Bases 134 to 3955 code for a protein of 1273 amino acids. The transcript has 33 exons. NCBI's taxonomy places the organism in Eukaryota, Metazoa, Cnidaria, Anthozoa, Malacalcyonacea, Nephtheidae. Gene Ontology annotation, molecular function: protein binding. The record is from RefSeq and is a predicted model, not a curated record.